Clunio marinus is the source of this 288-nucleotide messenger RNA. The record is from the annotation of a GenBank genome assembly. NCBI's taxonomy places the organism in Eukaryota, Metazoa, Arthropoda, Insecta, Diptera, Chironomidae.
AUGUUACUUACACGACUUACGACUGUUGCCGGUUUUGAUGAUGAAGAAAUAAAAAGAGGAAAAAAGCACGUUCUUAGCACAGUUUCUUUUCUUUGCUUUCAUUCAUUUUGGUGGUUAACCAUACAAAGUCAUAAGCAGGUUAUCACGGCACCUGAUAUUUACUCAUAUUUCAUGUCUUUCACCUCAAAUUUUGUCGAUGACGCGAACAACUUGCUUUGCAAUCUGCAGCUUGCAUUAAAAUUGCCCGAGUUUCGCGUUCAUUUCAUUGCUUACUGCAUUCAAAGCUGA